Messenger RNA from Notolabrus celidotus (New Zealand spotty), 3853 nucleotides. RefSeq names its product ribonuclease inhibitor-like. The transcript is spliced from 14 exons. Gene Ontology annotation, molecular function: protein binding. The record is from RefSeq and is a predicted model, not a curated record. The coding region runs from base 110 to 2101 and encodes 663 amino acids. NCBI's taxonomy places the organism in Eukaryota, Metazoa, Chordata, Actinopteri, Labriformes, Labridae.
CUGUGUGUGUUUGUGUACUGACUUCAGAUCAGAACACGAGUGUUCGUUUAGAGGAAGAGGAGGACCCAGUUGUGUGUCUCUGAAGACUGACCGGACUAAAGAUCCUGCUAUGAACUUCAGAAAUGAAGCUGGACCCUCAGACUCAAAAUUGGGGGGCUGCAAAUUGUCAGCGAUCAGCUGUGCUUCUCUGGCCUCUGCUCUGGCGUCCAACCCCUCCCAUCUGAGAGAACUGGACCUGAGUAAUAACUUCGAGCUGCAGGAUAAAGGAGUGGAGCAGCUGUGUGGUCUUCUGGAGAGUCCACUCUGCAGACUGGAGACUCUGAGAUUGGGGGGCUGCAAUUUGUCAGUGAUGAGCUGUGCUACUCUGGCCAUGGCUCUGGCGUCCAACCCCUCCCAUCUGAGAGAACUGGACCUGAGUAAUAACUUAGAGCUGCAGGAUUCAGGAGUGGAGCUGCUGUGUGGUUUUCUGGGGAGUCCACUCUGCAAAUUGGAGACUCUGAGAUUGGGGGGCUGCAAUUUGUCAGUGAUGAGCUGUGCUACUCUGGCCAUGGCUCUGGAGUCCAACCCCUCCCAUCUGAGAGAACUGGACCUGAGUAAUAACUUAGAGCUGCAGGAUUCAGGAGUGGAGCUGUUGUGUGGUUCUCUGGAGAAACCACUCUGCAGACUGGAGACUCUGAGAUUGGGGGGCUGCAAUUUGUCAGUGAUGAGCUGUGCUACUCUGGCCUCUGCUCUGGAGUCCAACCCCUCCCAUCUGAGAGAACUGGACCUGAGUAAUAACUUAGAGCUGCAGGAUUCAGGAGUGGAGCUGCUGUGUGGUUCUCUGGGGAGUCCACUCUGCAAAUUGGAGACUCUGAGAUUGGGGGGCUGCAAUUUGUCAGUGAUGAGCUGUGCUACUCUGGCCAUGGCUCUGGAGUCCAACCCCUCCCAUCUGAGAGAACUGGACCUGAGUAAUAACUUAGAGCUGCAGGAUUCAGGAGUGGAGCUGUUGUGUGGUUCUCUGGAGAAACCACUCUGCAGACUGGAGACUCUGAGAUUGGGGGGCUGCAAUUUGUCAGUGAUGAGCUGUGCUACUCUGGCCUCUGCUCUGGAGUCCAACCCCUCCCAUCUGAGAGAACUGGACCUGAGUAAUAACUUAGAGCUGCAGGAUUCAGGAGUGGAGCUGCUGUGUGGUUCUCUGGGGAGUCCACUCUGCAAAUUGGAGACUCUGAGAUUGGGGGGCUGCAAUUUGUCAGUGAUGAGCUGUGCUACUCUGGCCAUGGCUCUGGAGUCCAACCCCUCCCAUCUGAGAGAACUGGACCUGAGUAAUAACUUAGAGCUGCAGGAUUCAGGAGUGGAGCUGUUGUGUGGUUCUCUGGAGAAACCACUCUGCAGACUGGAGACUCUGAGAUUGGGGGGCUGCAAUUUGUCAGUGAUGAGCUGUGCUACUCUGGCCUCUGCUCUGGAGUCCAACCCCUCCCAUCUGAGAGAACUGGACCUGAGUAAUAACUUAGAGCUGCAGGAUUCAGGAGUGGAGCUGCUGUGUGGUUCUCUGGGGAGUCCACUCUGCAAAUUGGAGACUCUGAGAUUGGGGGGCUGCAAUUUGUCAGUGAUGAGCUGUGCUACUCUGGCCAUGGCUCUGGAGUCCAACCCCUCCCAUCUGAGAGAACUGGACCUGAGUAAUAACUUAGAGCUGCAGGAUUCAGGAGUGGAGCUGUUGUGUGGUUCUCUGGAGAAACCACUCUGCAGACUGGAGACUCUGAGAUUGGGGGGCUGCAAUUUGUCAGUGAUGAGCUGUGCUACUCUGGCCUCUGCUCUGGAGUCCAACCCCUCCCAUCUGAGAGAACUGGACCUGAGUAAUAACUUAGAGCUGCAGGAUUCAGGAGUGGAGCUGCUGUGUGGUUCUCUGGGGAGUCCACUCUGCAAAUUGGAGACUCUGAGGUUGUUGGGCUGCAGUUUGUCAGAGAUCAGCUGUGCUUCUCUGGCCUCUGCUCUGAAUUCCAACCCCUCCCAUCUGAGAGAGCUGGACCUGAGUGGAAACAACCUGCAGGAAUCAGGAGUGAAGCAGCUGUCUGAUCUUGUGGAGAGUCCCCUCCACAGACUGCAGACUCUGAGCUGGAAGUGAUCUCUGUGAAAGUGGAGAUGAUCCAGAGAGGUUGAAGCAGCAGCAGCCUGUGUGUGGAGACGCUCUGACUGGACCGUGUUACUGGGAGGAAGAGGAAGAGGCGAGCUUCAUCCAGCAGUGACUGACAGAGGAAUCACAGCAGGUGGAGAUGACUGUCAGUGCUGCAGUCUGCUCUGAGAUCAGCUCCACUCUCAGACACAGUGUCAGGUCUGGCAUCAUCCCCCUGAUGUAUUCCUCCUGAUGUGAGCCAGCAUCAUCAGAGUGUGUGUGGACAGCUCUGUCCUUCACUCUCUGCAAACACACUGAGACUCCUCCACUCCUUCUGCUCCACACUCAGCCCCCUCCUCCACCUGGAACCUCCACCUGGAUUUGAUUUUGUCUUUUGGAUGUUUCCCUCUGAUUUUCUGAACCCAAACCAAUCACCAAUAAGUUCUGAUAAUGACGAUAAACUUUUAUUGAUAUUUAAUAUUCAUCUCUACAUAUUUUGAUUGUGCUUUCAGUUUUGAAAGAAACAAAUCACUUUGGAUUUUCAUGGAUCCCCUCCCUGGUAUUUCACACGUGGUGGAGUUCUUUCUGCUUGUUUUAUAGAUGAGUGAGAAAUGUAUUCCUACAUGUCUCAGAGUAGGGUGAUGCAUGAGACUGACAGAGGUGUUCAUACGGCAGAAGUUUUAUCAAAGGCUAGGAAAGCAGACUGGCUGAAAACGACCCAGCUGCAGUUACUGACUGCCAAAUGUGAACAGGUGAACAACAAAUUAAUUUACAGACUAAAGCCAUGGAAAUUGUUGAGUAAACAUGAAUCCUGCACUUUGCCAUUUUGAUUCCUAUUUUUUUUAAGUAAAUCAGAUAUGGUGACGUAUUGCUAUAGAACCGUUUAACAGUAUAUAUUAUUGCUGUCUUGUGAUGAGGGAUGCAACUGUUAGUGAUUUUGGUGGUAUGAUUAUUGUCAGAGAAAUAAUCACGGAUUCACGAUGAUCCCGAUUAUUACGCCUGAAUUCAAUUUAGCAUUUUUAAAAGGGUCCUUCCCCAGAAAACUUUGAGCACCAAACAUGUUCUUUGCGUUCUGGAGUAUUCUUCUGCACCCGUUUAUCAUGAAACUGUCUAGAGGAGGAAUUAUUUCAUUUAAAGGAUUCAUGUCUGGAACUUCCUGGAUGAAUGUUACAUUUCAUAUUCCAGAAGAUUCAAAGAGUCAUCAUUCAAAAGAUGAGUGUGGUCUGAAUAGCUCAUUUCUCGAUGUCCUCUCACUGUGAGGGGGAUGAAUUUUUUUUCUAACGCGGCAAUUUCGAAGAUAUUGAGAUUACUAGUCUUCCAAUGAGAGGCACAGCUGACUGUGGGAACACUGCAGCUGUUGGCUAGGAGGCUCAAAGCCCGCCUCUUUACAUCACACUGGCUCGACAGAAGCAAUAUGGCUGCCACUGCCGAUUGGCUUCAAAACAGCGUUCAGAAACAGAUGGGUGACGUCACGGAUACUACGUCCAUAUUUUAUAUAGUCUAUGGUUUGAAAACAGUUCUUAAUAUGUCAAGCUGUUAACGUGAGCUGACUGAAGCCUGUCAGCUUGUUAUGAGCUCUCACCUCUGUCUCUCUCUGCCUCAGUCAAUAUUGGGUCAGAACACAUUUUUGAUUCUAUAAUUAUCAACAUGUUUUCUUCUACAAUACUUGUUCAUGUCCAAGCUUUUUGAUAACAUGCUGACGCACUGUAACCAAGACGUGAGCGUGAUAAUGAUUGAAUAAUUAAACAGACCGUGUUUACACAA